AUCUGUUUUGAACACUUUUGUUAUAUCAUAGAUACAACACAAGGGGCUGAGAUUUAUUGCUAUAUGUCACAUUUUUUUAGGUCAUUGUAAUGGUUAUAAAUACUUGCCAAUGCGUUCUUUUUCAUGAAUAUAUACUACUAAUAUCAUAUAUAAAGUGGAUGGUCUACACAAUAAAUGAACAAAUACCGGAAAGAAGAUCUUGUUUAAGUACCUACAGAGACAUGUAUUUGGAAGUUAUAGAAUGCUUACAUCAAGUCAAUAAAUCGAUAUACGGUGUACCUGCCAUAGUUGUUUUCAUUGCAUCAAAUGUCGCUGAUAUCAUUAUUAUUAUAUACAGCAAAUUAUUAUUCCCUAGAGACUAUAGUAAUGAUCCUUAUUUGGUAGUUGCUUUCAUGCGUUUGUUGACGAAAACAGUCAAUGUUCUAAUCUUAUACAUGAUUGGUGACUCUACGGAAAAAGAGGUAAAUCGGAUGAGUCUUGUCUUACAUCAACGAUCCGUCAUAGAAAAAAACCCUAGGAUUAAACGUCAGGUAUAUAAUAUUAUUUAUUACCAUCAUAAGUAUUAACUACAUGUGAUUCAUAUUACAUAGGUACAUUUAUUACAUAAAUUAUCAAGAAGGAAUAAUUAUUU
Acyrthosiphon pisum (pea aphid) is the source of this 631-nucleotide messenger RNA. RefSeq lists its product as uncharacterized. The record is from RefSeq and is a predicted model, not a curated record. The transcript has 2 exons. Lineage: Eukaryota; Metazoa; Arthropoda; Insecta; Hemiptera; Aphididae. The coding region runs from base 90 to 566 and encodes 158 amino acids.